AUGGCUUCGGACCACGACAUCGACAUGGAUGCCCUGCACUACGGCUUCCACGCCGCCAUCGAGCAGUACGCGGUGGAGUGCGAGCGGGCCCUCGCGGAGCUGGACGCGGAGCUCGGCGCCCGCAGGCGGCAGGCCGUCCGGGCCCUGGCCGCCCGCGCCGCCGCGCGCCUCACCGCGUCGCAGGGCGGAGGCUGGAAGCCCGGAGGCGAGCUGGGCGCGGUUCGCCCCUCGAUCAAGCCCGUCGUCUUCGACAUGGGCUCGCCGUGCGCCUCCCGAGACGCAGCCAGCUCGGAUGCGGGCCAGGCCGCCACCCUCUCCACCCUGAAGCACGGCUGCACGCGGGUGCUCUGCGCCUCGGCGGCGGGCUCGCCGCACCUGGUGCAGACGGUCCUCGACGACGGGCGCUCGUUCCUCACCCUCGAGCCGCCCUGCAUGACAUCCCCGCGCCUGCAGGCCUCGCCGCCGGCAGCGGCGCCGCGACCGCCCGUCCCCCCGCUGGACAUGACGAAGGUGGUCAUGGGCUCGCCCGGCAUGGCGUCGUCCUUCGGCUGCGAGGGCGCCGUCCUCGAGGCCGCCGACGGGCCUCUCUUCGGGCUGCCCGAGGACGCCACCUCCGACGCCAGCCAGGAGGGCUCCACGCGGGCCUCCUCGGCCGCUUCGCGCGCGCGGCGGAAGGCCCCGCCGGUGGCGGGCGGCGGCGGAGCCGCAGGGCGGGCCUCGGCGAGCGCCUCCGGCGCGGCCUUCGGGCUCGGCGGCGCUGGAGGCGGAGGGCACGCCAGGAGUGCCGGGCACGUCCUGGAGGUCGGCAUGGCCGUGCUGGUCCUCGCCAGCGCUGCCGCCCUGGGGCUCGAGUCGUCCCACGCCGCCAGGGGCUUGGAGGCGCCCCCCGGACUCCUCGCCGUCGAGGUUGCGUUCCUGGCGGCCUGCGCGGCAGAGCUCGCGGCAAGGCAACACAUCGCGGACAAGAGAGAAAUCACCGACUAA
This is a messenger RNA of Prorocentrum cordatum, 984 nucleotides long. The record is from the annotation of a GenBank genome assembly. Lineage: Eukaryota; Dinophyceae; Prorocentrales; Prorocentraceae.